This is a messenger RNA of Westerdykella ornata, 1545 nucleotides long. RefSeq names its product fatty acid desaturas-like protein. The coding region runs from base 137 to 1480 and encodes 447 amino acids. The transcript has 3 exons. The record is from RefSeq and is a predicted model, not a curated record. Gene Ontology annotation, biological process: lipid metabolic process. Lineage: Eukaryota; Fungi; Ascomycota; Dothideomycetes; Pleosporales; Sporormiaceae.
CUUACUAUUACACCUUCAAUUUUUCGAGCUCGUGUCUCUCGUUCGCCUGGAGACAUGAACGUCUAACCAUCCCAUUUAUUUCUUCGAGACCAUCACUGGCUCUGGUUGGUAUCGUUUCACUUUUGUUUCCGUCACCAUGGUCGGUCUCAUAUUGAAGCCCGACCCUGACCUCACAUUGCAGGAUCAGCUGCUAUUAGAAGUGUUCCAAUUGCGAUGCAGUCCCCAGGCGAAUACCAAAGCGGCAGGUCCAGAGGCACUUCAGGUUUCGGAACAUGCUCUCAGGAAUCAAGCUCAUUCCGGCAUCGUGUCACAUGAAGACAUUCAGAGACGAGAGCACGAAAUCAUUAGACAUCUCAAGGCGCUGAACGACCCCAAAUCCCCUCAAUUCGAACCCACCAUCUUCUCCUCCAUUGACACGGCAUCCAUCAAAUCGCCCUUUCUCCGCAAAUGGGUCAUCGAUCCUUAUGUCCGGUGCGCUCGCUCCCUUGUCCGAAACGAGAUGGACGUCGUCAUGGUGACCCACCUGCUGCUAUAUGUCACCACCACCAUACCUUCCGCCGCUUACCUCUUUUAUAAUUUCAGAUGGUGGCAUGGAGUUGCGCAUGCCAUCAUGCAGGCGUAUUACAUGGGACCGUACACUCUCAUGAUGCACCAACAUAUCCACAUGCGAGGUAUCUUUAAGAAAGAGUUUGCCUGGCUCGAUGCCCACUUUCCGUACAUCAUGGACCCCCUGAUGGGACACACGUGGAAUAGCUAUUACUUCCACCACGUGAAGCACCACCAUGUCGAGGGCAACGGGCCCGAUGAUCUUAGUUCGACAGUGCGGUAUCAAAGAGACGAUGUGUUGGAUUUUCUGCGAUACCUGGGAAGAUUCUACUUCCUUGUCUGGUUUGACCUGCCACGCUACUUUCUCCGCAAGCGCAAGCUGGAUCUCGCGCUUAAAUCGGCUGGCUUUGAAAUUUCGAAUUACAUCUUCCUCUACACGGUGUUCACGUACGUCAACUGGCGCGCCACGAUAGUCGUUUUCUUGAUCCCGCUUGCUUUGAUGAGGGUAGCUAUGAUGCUAGGGAACUGGGGCCAGCAUGCGUUCGUCGACGAGACGGAGCCGAAUUCCGACUUUCGUUCAAGUAUCACAUUGAUAGAUGUUUCUAGCAACCGCUACUGCUACAACGACGGCUACCAUACCUCACACCACCUUAAUCCCCUCCGACACUGGCGCGAUCACCCAGCGGCGUUUCUAUCUCAGGCGGACCAAUACAUCAACGAGCAAGCGCUGGUGUUUUACAACAUCGAUUAUAUGAUGAUCUCGAUCAGUCUGCUGACGAAGAACUAUGAGCUGUUGGCGAAACACCUGGUGCCGUUGGGCGCGCAGGCGAAGUUGAGCCUUGAGGAGAGGGCGGAAAUGUUGAGGAGAAAGACGCGGAGGUUCACCGAGGAGGAAAUCGCGAUAAAAUGGGGGAAAGAGUAUGCGCGACUCUAGUUGUCCUGGCCUCAUGAGCGGGAAUUUUUCGAUUAUAGGAUGGGGAAAAAGCAAGCACAACGGAU